Molecule: messenger RNA, 1555 nt
Organism: Lolium perenne
Lineage: Eukaryota; Viridiplantae; Streptophyta; Magnoliopsida; Poales; Poaceae
Source: RefSeq, a predicted model, not a curated record
AUGGUAACCCUAGCGGAUCACCACAAACAGCAACCAUCCGACGGUCCUUCGCCGGGAGCCGCCGACCGGUACCCUCGCUGGGUUUUGUUCGAGGACCACAGGAGAUGCGAGAAUCCCGAUGCCGAGACCGUGGCGCACGCUCGCACCUACGGAGGCCGCCCCGUCAGCCUCUCCUUUGGCCUCGCCCCGCCGCCGGCAAUGUCGCGCCUGCGCGUCGAGGUCGACGGGUUCUACAUCCAUCCGAGGAUCAUCGCGGCCCAUCGGGACUCCGUCCUCGUACAAAUCACAGCACCGAAACUAGGAGCCUACGUCUGUGAUGACCGGAACUACUUCAUCUAUUGUGCCGGUGAUGCCGCAGCGGACCCAUCCCGGCCGCCGUCGCUGUCGCUUCUGCCCCCUUGCUACCUUGAACGAGGCACCGCGCUCCUGCGCCGCGGCCAGGACGAGGUGCUUGUGGCGACGCUGAAUCUCCCUGUUAAGGACCAAGAGUCGCCAAUCGAGGCCGAGCUCUGCAUGCUCCGAUCCGGCGAGCGGCCGGAGUGGCAUCUCAAGCGGCUUCCGGUCAUUCACGACGAGGACAAGCUGCAAGAGGUUUCCAUCUGGGACACCGACAUGGUCAUCCCCGUCGGCGAUCGGUUCUUAUUCUGGGUAGACUACUACCGCGGCAUCAUCUACGCCGACGUCUGGGAGGACACGCCAGAGCUGCGUUACGUGUCCCUUCCCGUGAAGCCCAACCUCAGUAGAUACCACAAGCACGGGCGCGAUGGGUCGUCCUACCGGAGCGUAGGCGCCACCGACUGCGGCGGCACGGUCAGGUUCGUCGAGGUGUUCUCACGCUGCUGUUGCGGCGGCCAUGGCACCACCUCCUGCGCUCGCUCAAGCUACGCCUUCAACAUAACCACGUGGGCGCUGAGGAUGGACGACAUGACGACAUGGGACAAGGUGGGCAUCGUCGACUGCGACGAGCUAUGGUCCCUCCCCGGCUACCACGGCGUCCUCCCGCGCAUCAAGCCGCAGUAUCCCACCAUCAGCCUGGACGACCCUGACGUGCUCUGCUUCAUGGUGCGAAAGUACCCCUACGAUAUGGAAGACGUGGACGGCGACCUUGCGAUACGGGUGAUCAAGUUCGACACUAGGCUCAUGGAGCUGCGGUCCGUCUUCUGCUUCGAACAUCAAUCCCACAGACCCGUUUACUUCCCCUCCGCCAUUUCCCGAUACUUCGACGCCUCCUCCUCUCGCAGCCGUACCCUGGCCACGGCAAAGCACCAUCAACAAGGACCGAGAUCAAUUAAACAGAGCUUACCGAAGGUGGCAGCAAAGGCUUCACCCGGAGAGAUGUUGAUGGCGCUUCGAGAGAUACCUGACUUGGCGCGUGAUGACAUGCUAAGAACAUAUAACCUUCUUGUGUGUGAUGAGAGCCAAUUCAAGUUCGAAUCUCUUUUGGCGCUUCCAAUGGACAUGAGAAAGGAUUACUGCCUGUUGCUCUGUGGGAAACUAGAUGAAACCCCGUAAACCUUUUAUCUACCGAUCUCAUCUUUGACAAUGAUUUUGUUGC